AUGGGGAGAUGGAAGUAUGCGAUAGUUUUGGACGCUGGAUCGUCCGGAACGAGGGCACAUGUCUAUCGAUGGCCAAAGAAAGGGCGAAAGGGCGCCGGUAGUAAGGACCUAGAAAGGUUGCCACACAUCGAAACCACCAAGGAAUGGACGAAGAAGAUAAAACCUGGUGUUUCGUCCUUCUCCAAAGCCCCAGAGAACGUUGGCCCGGAUCACCUACACAAGCUCCUCCAACAUGUACGCUCCAUAAUCCCUCGUAAUGAGGUUGAGGACACGCCAAUUUUCCUCCUUGCGACAGCUGGUAUGAGGUUGCUCCCCGAGAACGAACAGAAUGAAAUCCUCAAAAAUAUAUGUUCCUACAUCAGCGACAAUUCUGGUUUUCUGUUACCAGACUGCGGCGCCCACAUAAAAGUAAUUGAUGGGAAAACCGAAGGACUUUAUGGCUGGAUCGCGACGAAUUAUCUUCUAGGUGGUUUCGACGAACCAAAGGCCCACGAUCAUGGCAAGGGACACCACACGUAUGGCUUUCUGGACAUGGGCGGUGCUUCUGCACAGCUAGCGUUUGCGCCGAAUUCGACAGAAGCAGAGAAACACGCGAAUGACCUGACGCUGCUGCGUCUAAGGAAGCUUAACGGGCAAUCAACCGAAUAUAACGUUUUCGUUACUUCCUGGCUUGGAUUCGGCGUUCGAGAGGCGAGGACACGUUAUGUGAAGGCUCUCCUGGAGGGAUCGCCUGCUGACGUAGUUAACAGGCAACACCCUGACCCUUGUCUUCCGGAAGGUUUGCGUGCAACUCUAGAAGGAGCCGUUCUCCCACCAGACGGCCCAGUAGCUGGCACAGAUCCGUACCUGGUAGGCAAUGGAAAAUUUGAGCAGUGCCUGCACGAAACGAUCCCCUUGCUCGCUAAAGAUGUUCCUUGCGAGGAUGAACCCUGUUUGCUGAACGGAGUGCACGUCCCUGCAAUUGACUUUGAUGUCAAUCACUUUGUUGGCAUUAGCGAGUACUGGCAUACAACCCAUGAAAUAUUUGAGAUGGGCCAUCAAGACAAGGCAUAUGACUUCAAGACCUAUCAGAUGCGUGUCAAUGAGUUUUGUUCAACGCCCUGGAAUGUUAUCAAGGAUGGCAUUGAACAAAAGAAAUGGGGCAAGGUUGACCAGGAAACUGCCUACGAGGUUUGCUUCAAGGCAGCGUGGAUUAUCAACAUCCUCCAUGACGGUAUUGGCAUACCACGGGCCGGAGGCGGAUCCACUACCAAUAAUACCAACAGUGUCACCGAAGAGCUUGCAGAACACGGCAAGCACGGCCACAAGAAUAGCUAUAUUGACCCAUUCCAGGCAGUAAACAAGAUCAAUGCAACAGAAGUGAGCUGGACCCUCGGAAAGGCUGUCCUCUACGCUUCAUCCCAAGUGCCCCCAGCUAAGGGUAGCUUGCCUGUUGGGUUCGGCAGCAAUGUCCCCGGCAAGAUCCCCGACGAUUUCGAAUAUCCUAGCUCAAACCAACCUCAUAUCCCGUCACAACCUAGUUCUGGUAAGAACGGUACAAGUGAGCAUUGGCAUGACUCCAUAUUUGACGGAGACUCCCCCCGUCGCCUCCCGGGACUAUUUCUUUUUGCUCUUAUUGUUUUAAUAGUCAUUUUCUUCCUUUUCGGUCGAGAACGCCGGUCUCGCAUCUAUCGUAAAAUCAUCCAACGAUUCGGACGUGGUAGUGGUGGUGGAGGAGGCAACUUGAGAAGAAAAGUCCCUUUUUUCAGGGGAAAGAUACCCUUUUUCUCUAGGCGGGGCCCAGCAGUCUCUUACGAACGUGUUCUCGAGGAGGGUGACCAUCGAGAUUUUGAGCUAGGAAGCAUGGAUUCAGACGAAGAUUCCCAGUCUUCUUCCUCACCACCCCCUGGCAUCACCGGCGCCCGUCGAACACCUCACCUCCAGAGCCCCAAAUAUAAUUUUGACAAUUCAUCAUCGCUCAGUCUAGCGAGUAUUAGUAACUGCAUGGACAGACGUGGGCUUGUGAUCAGGACCGAGAGUAGGGAAAGGCUAUACUCACCUGCUCUUGCGCCAACGACUAUCGGUCGAAAGUCCCGGGCAACAAGUCCUACUCGACAUUCUACGCCACUUACGAACUCGUAA
Microsporum canis CBS 113480 is the source of this 2121-nucleotide messenger RNA. RefSeq names its product golgi apyrase. Bases 1 to 2121 code for a protein of 706 amino acids. NCBI's taxonomy places the organism in Eukaryota, Fungi, Ascomycota, Eurotiomycetes, Onygenales, Arthrodermataceae. Gene Ontology annotation, molecular function: nucleoside diphosphate phosphatase activity. The transcript is spliced from 4 exons. Gene Ontology annotation, cellular component: membrane. Gene Ontology annotation, biological process: nucleoside diphosphate catabolic process. The record is from RefSeq and is a predicted model, not a curated record.